UAACUCAGCUGUGUGGUCGAUCUUCUUCUCCAAUAAACCCCGGCAAUCUUCUCCCUCCUCUAGCAGGAUAGCUUCCAAUUGACAACGAAGUCCGGCUUUCCGUCGCUAUCUCUGAUUUUGAGAACUCCUAUUGAGCCAUGACAUCAGAUUCAAGAUAGUUCUGAUCGCGCGCCGAGGCAUCCUUGCCUACUUGCCUUGAAGAAUCUCAAUCUGUGUGGAUGAGAGAGAGUGAGGGAAGAAGACAAAUCUAACUAAGCCAGAUUGUGAACCACAAAAUAGAGACGGCCCGACCAAACAAAUUGACUACAAAGCAAAGAACGCGGUAGUCAUAUCUUUCAAUUAACGGCUUGGAAACAUGAAAUAGAAAUAGAGGGAAGCAUUUGGCAAGUGGGGGGAAUCCCUGAGUGAGAGAGCUCGUCCAAAGAGGCAGAUAUGGCGUCCAUUUCGUGCUUCUGUGCUUUGCAUAGGCAACCUACCCUACGGUACUUGCUAGCCUCUUCCAACGUCAAAGCUUCUUCAGUUGAUUACAAAACCAUGCAACAACAUUCAGCCACCCAUGUUUGUCCCGUCAGCAUCAGUUCAUCCACCGAACAAGCUUGUGGUGCUCCUUCCAGAAGACAACUGAUUAUUCUCUCUGCCCUCGCUGCGUUUACAUUUCCGCCUACUCUUCCGUAUGCCAUUGCAGAUUCAGAUGUUGAUCGUAUCUACACCGAUGACGUGAACAAGUUCAAGAUAGUCAUUCCCCAAGAUUGGCAAGUCGGAACUGGAGAGCCUAAUGGAUUUAAAUCAGUAACUGCUUUCUAUCCACAAGAGGAUUCAAGUUCCAAUGUUAGUGUAGUGAUCACAGGAGUGGGUCCGGAUUUUACUAAGAUGGAAUCGUUUGGCAAAGUGGAUGAAUUUGCUGAGACUCUGGUCAGUGGGCUGGACAGAAGUUGGCAGAGACCUCCCGGUGUGGCUGCUAAGCUCAUAGAUUGUAAAGCUUCUAAGGGUUUCUAUUACAUAAAUUAUUCCCUUCAAAAUCCUGGUGAGGCUCGCAGAUAUCUUUAUUCAGCCAUUGGGAUGGCAUCUAAUGGUUGGUAUAACAGACUCUACACCGUCACAGGACAGUUUAUGGAAGACAACGCCAACAAGUACGGGUCCCAAAUUCAAAAGGCGGUCGCAUCAUUUCGGUUCGUAUGAAUUCAUGGUUAGGAUGGGAGAUGCUGUAUAUGGAUUCCAUCGACUACCAUCCCUGUUAUCUUUUUCCCCUCCAUCACUUGUUAAUUUGAUUCUAUUUUCAGUUUGUGCGAAUGGAGAAAUUGAAAACUGUAUCAGAAGCCAACAUAUAACAAUAAGAAUACUCUACUGCCGUCUGGCCCUUCGGGGCUGUUUAAUUGAAUCUGAAAAAUAUUUUUACAUA
This is a messenger RNA of Neltuma alba, 1399 nucleotides long. RefSeq names its product psbP domain-containing protein 3, chloroplastic. The record is from RefSeq and is a predicted model, not a curated record. The transcript has 10 exons. Gene Ontology annotation, biological process: photosynthesis. The coding region runs from base 433 to 1179 and encodes 248 amino acids. Gene Ontology annotation, cellular component: photosystem II; extrinsic component of membrane; photosystem II oxygen evolving complex. Lineage: Eukaryota; Viridiplantae; Streptophyta; Magnoliopsida; Fabales; Fabaceae. Gene Ontology annotation, molecular function: calcium ion binding.